AUGGUCGCUCAAGGUCAAACGGGGCUCCAAACUUUUACUGGUGGAUCUUCUCACAAUAAGGCCUCAAGAUCUCAUUCGAAGAAUAAGUGCACUCACUGUGAAGGAGACAAACAUACCCAUACUGGUUGUUACGAACUGAUUGGGUACCCUGAUUGGUGGUACCAUUCCAAAGGUCCCCGCACGCAUAGGAGCAAAUCACUCCACACAUCUUCUGAAUCAGACCCAAUAAGUCCUACUAUUUCGGCUACGCUGACUCCAGCAGUAGCCUCUAAAGCCACAACAGGUACCAAAGUUCUUGUCCAAGAAACACACAUUGUCCCCUUAAUCGGUGGUGUCUAA
Messenger RNA from Prunus armeniaca (apricot), 339 nucleotides. NCBI's taxonomy places the organism in Eukaryota, Viridiplantae, Streptophyta, Magnoliopsida, Rosales, Rosaceae. The record is from the annotation of a GenBank genome assembly.